This is a messenger RNA of Sorghum bicolor (sorghum), 1951 nucleotides long. RefSeq names its product thaumatin-like protein 1b. NCBI's taxonomy places the organism in Eukaryota, Viridiplantae, Streptophyta, Magnoliopsida, Poales, Poaceae. The record is from RefSeq and is a predicted model, not a curated record. Bases 381 to 1169 code for a protein of 262 amino acids. Gene Ontology annotation, biological process: defense response. Gene Ontology annotation, cellular component: extracellular region. The transcript is spliced from 2 exons.
GACUUGCAUAUCAUGAACCAGAGCUCUUCACUCUUCAGGUCAUAGUUAGUUGUGCACAUUGAGGAUUGUUCAAGAUUGACAAGAAGGUAUAUACAUUCUACUAACAAGUACUAUCAGUAGACUCCUAGCUAGCUAGUAGUAGCCCAAUUUCACUUUUAUCCCUUGCAUUGUAAUAAGGUAUUUCUUCUCACCGAGGCCACCCCAUGCUCGAGAAAUGCUAAAGCGGUCUCACCAAGAAACCUUUUCUUUGGCUUCUGCAACCCAAAACAUUUUAAAGCCUGCACCCACGUCACAAAUCUCUUCUCAGUCCUCCUGAAUGCCAUCAACAACAUACGUGAUUUCGUAGCAAAGAGUCAACAGUGCUUCAAGACCUGCACACCAUGGAAGAUGCAUCAAGAGGCGGCUGGAGCUCACCAUGCUCGCUCAUCUUCGUGCUAGCACUGGCCCACUGGUGCGUCACCACAAUGGCGAGCUCCACCUUCACCGUAUCCAACUACUGCUCCCAGCCCAUAUGGCCGGGGACGCUCGCCGGCGCGGGCACGCCGCAGCUGCCGACGACGGGGUUCAGGCUGGACCCGGGGCAGAGCGUGCAGGUCCCGGCGCCGACGGCGUGGUCCGGCCGGGUAUGGGCGCGCACGGGCUGCGUGUUCGACGCGGACGGCAAGGGCACGUGCCAGACCGGCGACUGCGGCGGGCGGCUGGAGUGUGCCGGCACCGGCGCGACGCCGCCCGCGACGCUGUUCGAGGUCACGCUGGGGAAGGGGACCGCGGACGCCGCCGACCUGGACUACUACGACGUCAGCCUCGUCGACGGGUACAACCUGCCCGUCGUCGCCGUCCCGCGGGCACGGCCAGGCGGCGGCGGGUGCAACGCCACCGGCUGCAUGGCCGACCUCAACCGCUCGUGCCCCAGGGAGCUGCAGGUGGACUGCGGCGGCGGCACGGUGGCGUGCCGGAGCGCGUGCGAGGCGUUCGGGCAGGACCAGUACUGCUGCAGCGGCGCGUACGCGACGCCCACGGCGUGCCGCCCGACGGCCUACUCGUCCGUCUUCAAGUCGGCGUGCCCGCGCGCGUACAGCUACGCCUACGACGACCGCUCCAGCACCUUCACCUGCCACAGCGCCGCCGCCGGCUACACCAUCGCCUUCUGCCUCCCUCCCUCCGGGUAAUCUCGCCACACAGAUCGCCGAUCGGAAUCUACACGCACUGAAAUGUGUUUCCAUCUGGUCAAGUUUGCUCGGCGAUCACAUGCCUGAUGUGAUGACUGCCCAAAGUUCAGAAUUCAUCUUCUUGUCUGUUCGAUUGCGCAGGUUGCACGACUCUGACGCCACUCCCCUCGUUUCGCCGCCGGGAUCUGGGCAGAGCACCAGUGGCGGCAGCGUUGGCGGUGCUGACAGCACGCCGCCGCCUCCUCCUACUGUUGGCAGUGGCGUCGGAAGCGCCAACCAGGCGCCCCCUUCCACUGACAAUGGUGGCGGCGGAACCACCGGCCAGGCGCCUCCUGCUACAGACAACGGUGGCGACGGCACCACCGGCCAGGCUCCUCCUGCUACUGGCAAUGGUGGCGACGGAACCACCAAUCUGCAGCCGCCUCCGACUGACAACGACGGUGCCGGAGGUACCUACCAGCAGCCGUGGAUGACGAUGUCACUAGCGAGCACGCUACACGAUCAGCUGUGGCUUCUGCUGCCUCUGCCGGCAGUACUCUUCUUCCUCCUCUGAUCACCGGCCCUCCCUGGCCAUGAAGAUGAAGCUCUUGUAGGAUUCACUGACGGUAGCAGUUCCCUUAUAGGAUUUGCUGACAGUAGUCCCCAUAGUAGUGGUAAAAUCAUACAUCAUGCCCAGUCGAAACGGAAACAUGUACAGACUGGAUCCGUUUAUGUAGAAUCAUGGAAAAUAAAACAAGCUGAUCAUUGUUUGUUCCAUGAUUAAAAAAAAAGUUGUUUCUGCA